GGCUGCUCCGCCCAAUCACCCGCUUUUAAAGGGCCACAACCCGGAAACGACUGAGUUGAAAAGGCAGGUGAAUUUUACAGUCUUAGCAAGUCGGUGGAGGUGGACUCGACGGCCGUUCAACCUGGCAGUCCCUUCAGUUGGAAGAAUGGCCCGUGUCUUCGUCUACGGGACACUAAAGAAAGGCCAGCCAAACUACCCCCACAUGAUAAAUGGGGUUCAUGGGACAUCCCAAUUCCAGGGCAGAGGACUUACAGUGGAGAAAUAUCCACUGGUGAUUGCAGGCAAAUACAAUAUCCCUUAUUUGCUGAAUAAUCCAGGAAAGGGGCACCGUGUUUCUGGAGAAAUAUAUUCCGUUGAUGAUCAGAUGUUGCAAUUCCUUGAUGAAUUUGAAGGAUGCCCAACCAUGUAUCAGCGUACUCCAAUGAGAGUUGAGGUACUCGAGUGGGAAAAUAAAAAUAGCACAUCUAAAGAACUAUCGGCAAUUAACAACAUCCUGGAAUGUGAUGUGUACAGCACUACAACUUACCAACCUGAAUGGAUGCAUCUCCCUUACCAUGAUGACUAUGAUUCUUUUGGGAAGCAUAAUCUUUUGUACGUCUUGAGAGAAAGCAGAGAAUAGAAGUAGAAAAAUCAAACAAUACUUUUAGCUAUGAACACCUACCCAGGUGCAGAAGAACAUCUUUACUAUUUUAUGCUGAAAUGCAGUCCUAAUUUACCUCUUCAGAACAUAAUUGAAUUAAUUUAUAUUAUUAAGUGAACGUCCAACUGAACAAGAUGAUGAAAGAAUGAUCCGAACGCAAGUACUCAUUUGUUCUUGCUAAGGUUAAACAGGGUAAUUUAAAUAUUUCAGUUAUGUUAGACUACCAUCAAUAUUCAAAUAGUCAUAUCUCUUCCCAAAAUGUGGAAUGAAUGAAUGGGGGGAGGACAUGAAUGGAAGA
Molecule: messenger RNA, 938 nt
Organism: Thamnophis elegans (Western terrestrial garter snake)
Lineage: Eukaryota; Metazoa; Chordata; Lepidosauria; Squamata; Natricidae
Gene: GGACT
Product: gamma-glutamylamine cyclotransferase
Exons: 2
Coding region: 146-619 (157 amino acids)
Molecular function (GO): gamma-glutamylaminecyclotransferase activity
Source: RefSeq, a predicted model, not a curated record